Caenorhabditis sp. 36 PRJEB53466 is the source of this 1411-nucleotide messenger RNA. Lineage: Eukaryota; Metazoa; Nematoda; Chromadorea; Rhabditida; Rhabditidae. The record is from the annotation of a GenBank genome assembly.
AUGAAGGAAAGCCUGAAGUACAUAAAAGCCAGCGAGAUCUUCAGCAAAGAGCCACUUUGGAUGGCAGUAAAUGAUGAGGACCGCAAAGAAAUAUUCAGAGAUUGCAUCGUACGUCAUCUGAAUCUUUAUUUAAGCUGCAAAUAUUUUUUCAGGGAUUUGUGGCUCGUCGUGAUAAAGAACGGAAGGAGGAGGGCCGGAAGAGGAAUCUGGCUGCUUUCAGUCACAUUCUGCAGACUAUGGACCAGAUUACUUGCAAGACGACGUGGGCUCAGGCGCAAAGACUUCUAAUUGAGAACCCACAGUUCGCUGAGGAAACUGACCUGCAGCGUAAGUGGUUGCGAGCAUUUUAUCGGAAAGAAAUUAAAAAUUGUAGUGAUGGACAAAGAAGACGCGUUGUCGGUGUUCGAAGAGCACAUAAAACAAGCGGAGAAAGAGCAUGAACUGGAAAAGGAGCAAGAGGAGAAAAGGCUACGAAGGCAGCAACGGAAAGUGCGCGAAGAGUACAGAACACUGCUCGAGGAGCUGCACAAGCGCGGAGAAAUCACCUCGAUGUCCCUCUGGUCGUCCAUGUUCCCGAUCAUUUCGACCGAUACUCGAUUCGAAUGCAUGCUCCUCCAGCCCGGAUCUUCUCCCCUCGAUCUCUUCAAGUUUUUCGUUGAAGAUCUAAAAGAGCAAUACACGGAGGAUCGCCGUCUCAUAAAAGAGAUACUGACAGAGAAGGCGUGUCAAGUUGUGGCGACGACCGAGUACGAAGAGUUCUCCACGUGGGUACUUUCGCAUGAAAACGGAGGGAAAGUGGAUCACGGAAACAUGAAAUUGUGCUAUAACUCGAUGGUUGAGAAGGCGGAGAACAAGGCGAAAGACGAGGAGAAAGAGUCGCUGAGAAAGAAAAGAAGACUGGAGAGCGAGUUCCGGAACCUUCUGAAGGGUCACAACGUGGACGGAGAUUCGGAAUGGAGUGUGAUCAAGCCUAAGAUCGAGAAGGAGAAGGCGUACUUGGUAUUAGAAAACGACGAGGAAAGAGAGGCAGCAUUCCAGAAUUAUAAGGCCGGAACGAGCGGGGGAACGGGAGGAGCAACGACGGUCCCCACCGAGUCAGGGCACGUGUCAUCGACAGAGAAAUCGUCAAAGAAGAAGAAGAAGGAAAAGAAGAAGAGGAGCAAGAAAAGUGAUGUAAGUGAGAACAUUGAUAGAGCAGCAAGAAAGGCGAAAUUUUCAGAGAGAUUCGGAAUCGGACGGUGAAAUCCGCGAGAAGGAGAAGAAGAAGAAAAAGAAGCACUCGAAAGAGGAUAGAUCUGACGACGAAGAAAAGGGAAAGAAGUCGAAGAAAUCCCGGAAACGCAGCCGAUCGAGGACCGACUCGCCACGUCAUCAGGAAAAACGGAGAAGGCGUGAAUCGGAAACGGACUGA